Gadus macrocephalus (Pacific cod) is the source of this 1268-nucleotide messenger RNA. RefSeq names its product RNA binding motif protein 48 (gene rbm48). The record is from RefSeq and is a predicted model, not a curated record. Bases 34 to 1128 code for a protein of 364 amino acids. Lineage: Eukaryota; Metazoa; Chordata; Actinopteri; Gadiformes; Gadidae. The transcript has 5 exons. Gene Ontology annotation, molecular function: nucleic acid binding. Gene Ontology annotation, cellular component: nucleoplasm.
UUGAAAGCAAACAUUGGACGUCCUUCCCCAGACAUGGCGGCCCCUGUCCACAAAGCAGACUGCUGGAGAACUCCUGAAAUCUACAAACAUCACGAACAGAGAAAAGUUUGCAUUUCUCGACCAAAAUAUCGAGAUGGUAGGAAAGCUAAAGCGGUAAAGGUUUACACCAUCAACCUAGAGUCACGCUACCUGAUGGUGCAAGGCGUCCCAGCCAUCGGGGUGAUGCCUGAACUGAUCCAGCGCUGCGCCCUGUACGGGGUCAUCGAGGAGUACAGGCCCCUGGACGAGUACCCCGCUGAAGAAUUCACAGAGGUCUACCUCGUCAAGUUCCAGAAGCUCACCAGUGCAAGGGCUGCUAAGCGGCACCUAGAUGAGAAGAGCUUCUAUGGGGGUGUGCUCCACGUGUGUUAUGUUCCCGAGUAUGAAACCGUGGAGGACACCAGGCUGAAGUUACAAGACCGACGUCGAUACGUGAUGAGGACAUGCCAACAUAUAGCUAGAGAAAGGGAGCAGACGAAAGAAGCCACAGAGGAGGACCCUAAACCACCUGACCCCACCCCCAAAUCAGAGAGGUCCUCCAGAUCAACUGAUGAAAAACGUCCUGCUGCUGCUGCUGCUGUCUACACCCCAGCCCCACCGAGCAGCAGCCAUUACCUGGGCUUUCCAUCGCUGCCGUUACCACCUCAGGAAGACCGUUGGUACAGACGCAACACAACUCAAGCCGGACCGUCAGAGGACAGAAUGGGGUCGUUACACAACGCGUUCCCUGACACCGCACCGUCUGACACACCGGGAACCGGCACGGGGGUCCAAAGUCAAGACACAGAGACACGGGUGACUCCGAAGCUAGCCUCUGCGGUGAUGUUUGUACCGAGGACCACACAUUUGGAGAACAGGAAGCGUAGGCUGCAGGCGCCCCGUGACCCGCUGUUGUUGUCAUAUGACGUCGUGGGGGAGAACUCUCCUCUCGUUGGUCCUCAGCUCCCGGAACCGCCCCGGUUGGACAUGGAGGAUGAAUCACUGAACACGACAGUCCACCAGAUCAGGAACACACUGAAACAGGUGGACUCAGUUACUGCAAACAAACCAGCAAAGGUGAAGAAGACUAAGCCUCGCCGCAGGAUUUGAGAUCUUCCUUCUGUGGUGUUUCCCAGAGACUUUUAUCACCCAUCCAGACUAUUUAUACAUUUAUUUUUACACUUUCUGUUAGAGAAAUAUGAACACAUUUUUUGAAUAUAUUUUUAUUAAAACAAAAGAAAUUCACAUUC